Molecule: messenger RNA, 944 nt
Organism: Annulohypoxylon truncatum
Lineage: Eukaryota; Fungi; Ascomycota; Sordariomycetes; Xylariales; Hypoxylaceae
Exons: 2
Coding region: 300-836 (178 amino acids)
Source: RefSeq, a predicted model, not a curated record
ACUAAACUUCCCAAUCAUAGAGCAUAAUAGAAAGCGGGAUAUUACAAUACUCACUUCUUUGUUCUAGCCAACCUUGUCUCAGCUCCGUCUUAGUUUGACAAUAACUACUCCACAAGCUCAUUGUAAUCAAACAAUGCGUCUUCAAGCAAACCAACAGCUUGUUCAAUAUGUAUUUAUAUGCGCGGACAGGGUUUUGGCCUGGAUGGACGAAGCUUCAGACUUAGCAACUUGGCUAAGACAGCUUAACGAUCAGUUACAACCAGCUCUUGAAUUGGAUCUUAGCUUGGUCAGCAUUCAGGAUGUCAGCGACCGAUAGAGCCCCAAAAACGAUAGAGCAGCUUCGAUCUGCCCUUCGGUUAGAGGAUCAGAGCAAGGCCGAGGCACUUAUUCAGGCCGAGCCUGUCAAGGAAGCCUACCGGAAAUAUGCAAACCGAUGUCUCUCAUCAAGCUCUACAACUAAGUUGUUACCGGACUGGAAGGAGGUUGACGAAUAUCUCAUAGAAUUGAGAAUGAGAUUAGGGGGCAAGACAUUAGAAGAAGUGGUAGAACAGAAGUGCAACGAGCAACGGUACGAGCUCAAACCCCAUGUAGCACUGUUCGCGCUGCGGAUCAUGACGUUCUUUAAGAGUGAGGAAGGCGAGGUGUACGACAACCCUCUAGAACUUCACAGAGUACGGAUCAAGGAAGACGUCUCAUUCGAUCGCUGCGUUAGGAUUAUGAAUCUUCUUGGUUUUCUAGUUAACCAAAACCGAGAGAGACAAGCAGAAAGAGCUGCGGCUGCUGCUGCUGCUGCUCCUGCCGCAGCCGCCGCUGAGGCAGAACAAAACUGGAUAUGAACCAAAGUAAAGUUGAUGAUUUAGUCAUAUCUAUUGAAUAGGAGAGGAUUUGGAGGUUGAUAUUUAUUAUGAUACCCAGGUACCCAGAUAGCUAAGGUAAAGACUCCA